Messenger RNA from Mizuhopecten yessoensis (Yesso scallop), 1952 nucleotides. RefSeq names its product GTPase IMAP family member 7-like. Gene Ontology annotation, molecular function: GTP binding. The record is from RefSeq and is a predicted model, not a curated record. Bases 111 to 1550 code for a protein of 479 amino acids. The transcript is spliced from 6 exons. NCBI's taxonomy places the organism in Eukaryota, Metazoa, Mollusca, Bivalvia, Pectinida, Pectinidae.
AUGUGUAUAUAUUUAUAAUUGUUUGUAGAAUACAUUCAGUCUAGGAUCGUUACUGCCCCCUCCGACACCAUACGUCGUGGUUGGUUGUCUGCCGUAGUACUUAAACUAAAAUGGCUGAGUGUAACACUACAUGGGCCUGUCAGAAGUGUAGCUUUGAGAACACGUCCUCUGCUAAGUGCUGUGAAGUAUGUGACACAGACGCCGACAUAGAGGUGGACAUAGAACCAAGUGAUGAUCCCACUAAAGAUAAUGGAUUCUCGGUGUGGAGGUGCAGGAACUGUACGUAUGACAACAACGUUACAAUUAGUCGGUGCGAGAUGUGCUCCCUCCCGAAAAAUGACAAACCUGACAACCCUCAACCCAUAGGCAGGGAGAAUGCUCUAGAAAACGAAACAAGGAUCAUCCUGAUUGGUCGUACAGGUUCUGGGAAAAGUUCCACUGGUAAUAACAUCCUUGGAGAACAAGUUUUUGAGUCUCAAGCUUCGUGUGGCUCUGUAACGACUCAUUGUCUGCGUGGAAAAAAAAGGCGCUUCAACAAACUUAUCCAGAUAGUAGAUACUCCAGGACUGUUUGAUACAGGGAUGGAUAAUGACACAGUGACAGAGGAGAUAUUGAAGUGUGUAGGAAUAACAGCCCCGGGGCCUCAUGCUAUCCUCCUCGUGGUCGGUAUCAAUCGCUUCACAGAGGAAGAACAUGAAACUGUCAGACUCCUCAAGAAGGCUUUUGGAGACAACAUGAUGAAGUACCUCAUCGUUGUUUUCACUCGGAAAGAUGAUCUGAACAGAGACGGGCGGGAUCUUGAUGAUCUAGUAAGAACAGCUCCGCAAACUUUGCAAAGAGUUUUAAGGAACUGUCAAAACCGAUGCAUCGCUUUCAAUAACCAUGCAGAUGAAGUAGAGAAUGAGCAACAAGUUCUGGAACUCUUCCGAUUGAUUGACGAAAUGGUUGCUGCUAACCAUGGCGAUUUCUACACAAGUCAAAUAUUUGAAAGGGCAGAGGAAGCUAUCAUGGAUAGGGAGAACGAGAUUGUGACUGAUCGCAGAAAUGAAGCAGAGAAAAGGAUGGAAAUAAUAAGAAGCCGAGUAUCGGAAGAAUGCCGCGAGAAGAUGGAUGCUGCUAAAAGGAGUGGGGAGCGCUAUACGAGAGAACUAGACGGGAUUCGUAGGCAGAGGGAAAAGCUAUCGCAUACCUUAAACUGGAAAGAAGGUAAUCGAAACGGGCUUGACGAUAGUGACGGAGAUAGUGAUGCUAUGCUUCGUUCGAAAAUUGAGGAGCUAGAACACAAAAUUCGAGCCGUUCAUAAGCAACAAAAGGUUAUAAAGGAAUCAACGGAGAUGACGCUUCGAGAGAGAGAAAAAGAAGUUAUGAACAUCCUGAAAGAACUAUCAGCUCCUGAAGUUGUCAGAGAAAAUGUCCGCGACGAAGUUCAAGGAGGAAGUCCUACUCUCAUGCGCAGGAUUUGGUUGAGGGUAACGGAGUUUGGUCAUCAGAUAGUUGGUGGUUUCAAAAGUAUUUUUGAUUUCAUCAGGAAGAAAGUCACAGGAAAGUGAAUCAAAUAAAAUCAUCAAACUUACUUUCAUACGAUUCUAGGGCCACACAAGAUAAAUUUGAUUCAUUAGAGUCGAUUUUAUGCACAUGUGAGAACACCAUGAAUAGAGCAGUUACAGUGUAGCUUUAGUAAGACUUUGCUAACAUUGAAGGUGCAAACGUAUCAUUGCUACUUAAACCAAAUUACUAGAUAUGUAAGCGUAUUUGAAUGUUAAUGAAAAUUAAUAAUAGCUUACUGCAUUUAAACAACUCUCAUGAAAUGUGUCAGUAGUAAUAUGUCAAGUGUAUUUCUGAGGUAAACUGAACAUUAUUUUAUGCAAUGUUCUGGUAUUUCUUAUAUAUUUGCAGUAUUCUUUGUCAGGAUUUUAUGUUUUUGUGCAAUUGUCUUCAUAAUUUAAAAUAAA